AUGGUGCUACGGAACGAAGUAAAUGGUGAUGGUUUAACAUUCCUUGAUAUCUUAAGAACACAUGGACAAAUCGAUGAAGGUGGAGACUUGGAGCAAGUUGCUCUAAAAACCGGGUGCAAGGAAGCAGCUUAUCUUCCCAAAAUGACGAAAACGUAUGAUUUCUUCAAAUCACCUAUCACAUUUUGGACCUAUUGCUCCACGCACACUAGACGCAUAAGCUACGACACUUCAGACGAAGCUCGUGGAGUCUUUUUGAUUAUAUGCACUUUGCUAAUCACAGCCACUUACCAAACCGCUCUCCAGCCUCCGGGAGGUGUAAACCAAACCGAGGGUCGUGCGGUGAUGAAACAGACAUUCUUCAUCUUCCUAUGGGUUUCUAACACUAUAGGCUUUUGCUGUGCUAUAUUCUACACCUUUUGUCUCUUACCAGCUAGAGGAGCGUCUCUUUGCGUUUCUUACGCGCUAGCAAUGGCUGUAAUCUCACCGCAACCAUUAGUGUUUCUCUCCGCGUGCUUUGCCUUGUACCUUCUUUUUCCUUUCUAUGUUUUGAUGGAAGUUUUUGUGAGGCAAUGGCGUAGACAUCAGACAGUAGCACCUGAUCCAGGAUUUAGCUGGUUUUGGAAGCUCCACGUAGCUGCAGCUUCCGGGAACAUACCAUUCGCCAUGGAAAUGCUAAAUCUUAAAAGAAAGCUGAACACAAACGGAUACAGUCCAUUGCAUCUUGCUGUGGAAAAAGAUCAUAGAGAGUUCAUAAGAUGGCUUCUCUGGCUUGAUCCCGGACUUGCUCGUGUUAAAGGAAGAGAAGGCAUCACGCCUUUCCAUCUCAUAGCGGGUAGAGACUUGGAUUUGGAGCAACUUGUUGUAAAAACCGGGUGCAAGGAGAAAACGUCUGAUCACUUUAAGUCACCAAUCACUUUCUGGACUCAUUGCUCCAUUGGCAUCAGACGCCUAAGGUCCGACACUUCAGAAGAAGGCCGUGCAGUCUUCUUGAUCAUAUGUACUUUGAUAAUUACAUCCACUUAUCAAACCGCUCUCCAGCCUCCCGGAGGUGUUCACCAAUCCGAGAAUGAGAAUGGUGGUUCCGCGGUGAUGAAACAGACAUUCUUCAUCGUCCUGUGGAUUUCCAACACUAUAGGCUUCUGUUGCGCUCUACUCUACACAUUGUCUCCUCCCACUCAGUAG
Messenger RNA from Arabis nemorensis, 1182 nucleotides. The record is from the annotation of a GenBank genome assembly. NCBI's taxonomy places the organism in Eukaryota, Viridiplantae, Streptophyta, Magnoliopsida, Brassicales, Brassicaceae.